CCCCAAUUCUUUUUCCUUCUCUCACACUGGUUCACCCUCCUACCCCUCCCUUCUCUCAUGAUCACGACGUCCUGACUGGUACACGAUGGCACCAGCAAAAACAGAUUUACUCACAUGGCGAAAGCAGGUAGGCCAAUUAGCAGAUCAAGAUACAUCUGCAACAAAGAAAGCAUGUUUAGGAUGCAGAAAGCAAAAAGUUCGUUGUUUGCGUGGCGAUGAUCCAUCCAUAGCUUGUUCAAGAUGUGCACGGCUAAAGCUAUCAUGCGACGUUGAACCACACAGAAAAGGAAAGCGGGCAAAGACGAUUGCAUCUGAAAAUAUUCCUCGUGCAGAACAUCAUUUUGCCAAAGAUCAUUCCACACCUUCACGAUCUGCUCAUCUUCCAACGUUCCCUCUCAAUCGGAUGGCAGACCAGCCUGGACAGCACCCAAUAAGCCAUUAUGCCCAUUCAAGGGAAGGUCCACCAAUUCAUCCCAUACAUUACCGAGAUGAGGUGCAAAUGUAUCCCAACCAUACACGAAAGGCGAUCCCGGUUCAACCCAGCUCAGUUCGUAGCGACAUCUCAAGCCAGGCCAGUCAAGCACGAAAUGGAGACGAAUUGCCGAAUUACUCCACAAAAUCCCUCUUUAAAGUUGGAGAAGGAAGUCAAAAUCCACUCAGCGUUGGACGAUUGACGUUGGCCUCUCAACUGGAACAAACAAACAGUCCUUCUAUAAACAACGAGAAUGAUCGUACAGCUGAUACGGAAAUGCGAUCGGACGUGAUCGAGGAAGGAUUGUUCACAGUAGCAGAAGCGCAAUAUCUGGUCGAUUUCUACUUUGAGCGGAUGAAUGGAGUGAUUGCACUUUUGACUCCAUCAAUCAACACCUUUGCCCACCUACGCGCAAAACCAUCGGCCAGCUUUCUCUUGACGUGCAUUUGUGCUGUCGCAUCUCGAUUCGUUUGGCCUCAAAGGUCAGCAGCUGUGUAUGAUUUUGCAGACUCAUUCGUGAUGCACAUCUAUCGAGGUGCUCAACCGGGAAAGGUGGAACACUGUCAAGCAUUGAGCAUCCUGUCAAUGUGGAGAUCUCCCGUGGAUCCUACUGGUUGGAGGAAGCUAUAUGCUGCCAUCACGAUGGCAUACGAGCUUAGUAUGCCAACGAUUGCUCGCAAGCUGAUUGAUUCGAGCAAGGCAGAUGCCGUAGAAGCAGCACAGCUGCAAAGGACAAUGUUUCAAAUCACAUGUACGGAAGAACACUUUUGCAUGCAAAGAAGACAAAAGCCAAUGUUAAAUGUAGAAGAAUUACCUGAACCACGAGAAUGGAUCGCAUCGUUGGGGGAACAUUGUUUGGAUAUUGAUAUUCGUAUUGCGGCGGCUAUUGAUCAACUCAAGAUCUAUCGAAGAUUACGUGAUGAUCUUGCAAGUUUGCGAGAGGAGAAUCCUUCAGCAUGGCCUAAAGCGGUUCAAGAACUUCGAUUCUUGAAUCAGGCACGAUCAGAUCAGAUGCAUACAGGCACAUUUUGGCUCAAUGCUCGUGAGUACGGCAUGCCAGCAGACUUUGCAUCUUCUGCUUGUGGCCAUUAUAAUAGCAUCAAUCAUGAUUUCAACUAUUUACAAGCGAUCAUGGCAGUCUAUUCGCGGAAAGGACUUCCAAAAGGAGGAGCAUUUGAAAGUGAUCGUUGUGCUGCAUUUACAGAAGCGACGGAUCGUGCUAUUACAUUGAUUGAGCUUAUUGACAAAGUCAUGCGAGCGAAUGAACAUUACAGAUUCGUACACGAUGGAGUGAUGUGUUCGAUGGCAGCAGCAGCAAUUUGGCUGGUGGAUAAUGUUCGACAAAUGACAUCAGCGGAUGUAUCAAGAGCAGCCACCGCAUUGACGAAAUCUGUUGAAGUUACUCUACCAAGCGAAACAAGAUGGCAAGAACAAUCUGCUUAUCUUCAUACCCUUCUCACUUAUUGCAGAACCAAACUUGUGGAACAAGAAGCAGCAAUGGCAGACGCAGCUUCAACGCAUUCAUCUCAUGUUGGUCUUUUGGACGAUUUGAGUUGGAUGAUCGAUCUUUUCCCAGGUCAAGAGAACAUUCAUGCUUGGGCAGAUGCGGCUUUCAAUACUUUACCGAUCGUUUAAGUUGUUUUAUUAUCGUUAUGGGUACGGCUUUGUUCUGUAUUGUAUUUUUAUUGACAUGGUAUUUUUUCCAAUGAGAAGUGAUGUACAUUAUAUUGUUUUGGUG
Molecule: messenger RNA, 2210 nt
Organism: Meira miltonrushii
Lineage: Eukaryota; Fungi; Basidiomycota; Exobasidiomycetes; Exobasidiales; Brachybasidiaceae
Exons: 1
Coding region: 86-2107 (673 amino acids)
Biological process (GO): regulation of DNA-templated transcription
Cellular component (GO): nucleus
Molecular function (GO): DNA-binding transcription factor activity, RNA polymerase II-specific; zinc ion binding; transcription cis-regulatory region binding
Source: RefSeq, a predicted model, not a curated record